UUGGGGUUCCGCACGGGCCUCUGCACGAGGUGGCAGCGAAAUGGAGGCCUUGGCUUCCACCGCGCCGUCCAGCUCAACCGCCACCUCAGCUGCGACUCCAGCGACUCCGGCCGUGCUGGAGCAACUGGACAAAGAACAGAUUAAAAAGGCAGUGGACGCUCUGUUGGCACAUUCCAAGUCCAGGAAAAACGCGAAUGGAUUGCUUUUGAAUGAGAAUGAAAAUUUCUUUUUAAUGGUGGUAUUAUGGAAAAUUCCAAGUAAAGAACUGAGGGUCAAAUUGGCCUUGCCUCAUGGUAUUCGAUCAGAUUUAGCAGAUAUCUGUUUAUUUACCAAGGACGAACCCAAUGUAACUCCUGAAAAGACAGAACGUUUUUAUAAGAAGCUUUUGAACAAGCAUGGAAUUAAAACCAUUUCUCAGAUUAUCCCCUUCCGCACUUUAAAAAAGGAAUAUAAGGCCUAUGAAGCCAAGCUCCGCCUCUUGGGCAGUUUUGACCUCUUCCUUACUGAUGCGAGAAUCAGGCGGCUUCUACCCUCCCACCUCGGCAGACAUUUCUAUAACAGGAAGAAAGUUCCGAUACCUGUAAACCUUCUGGCCAAGAAUUUAUCCAGAGAGAUCAAUGAAUCUAUAGGUGGAACUGUCCUGAACAUCUCGAAAAGUGGUUCUUGCAGUACUAUACGCAUCGGUCACACUGGAAUGCAGGUUCAGCACAUCAUGGAGAACGUUGUUGCUGUCGCGAAACGGCUUUCACAGAAAUUGCCCGAGAAGUGGGAGAGUGUGAAACUCUUGUACGUGAAAACUGAGAAAUCGGUCGCCCUUCCCAUCUUCUCUUCGUUUGUCAGCAGUCAAGAUGACGCCAAAGGAGUACGCACUCCUAGUCAGAAGAAAAAAGAAGCAAAGAAAAAACAAAGACAAAAAGAAUAUCUCGACAAACGAAGGGAGAACAAAAGAAAGAAGAGGCUCUUAAAAUUGGCGGAAAAAAAGGCUAAACCUGCCCCAGCUGCAAGGCAGGCGGCCCCUACGACCAAUGGUGCUCCAGCGAAGGGCCCCGCACCCUGGAAGGCAGGGACCCCAGCACGCAAGAAGAAACAGACCAGCGGAGGAAAAGCCCAAGUUAAAGUGCAAGACGAAUCCGAGGAGGAAAUCCCAGUGUUGGUACCUCUGGGGGAAACUCCAGCGAAAGAAAACGUGGAGAUACAAAAAUAUGCCACAGUAAAGAAGUCUCCAAAAAAGAGUCCUGGCCCCAGCACAGCUCAUGGGAAGAAGAGAAAGGCCUUCCCAGCCUUGGAGACCCCGAAAGCUGCAGAGCCCGAGACCCCAGGUAAAGGCCCAGGGAAGAAGCCAAGAAUCAAAGAAGAGGUGGAGAAAGAAAGAAACUCUUCAUUGGGGAAGAAAGACCCAAGACCGACUCCCAAAAAGCCAGAGGCCAAGUUCUUCACUACUGCUGGUAAAUCUGCCAGAAAAGCUGCCCACACCCCCAAACAGUGGCCCAAGAAACCCAGGGUGCCCCAGUCUACCUAGAGUCGGUGACUCCUCCAGAAGGAAGCGGCGGAGGUACUGAAGAGCUUUUUGACUACCGUUGCAGUCUUCUCCAGGAGUGAGGCCUAGACUUAAAUAUUUUUAAAACCUCCACCAGUAAUUCUGAUAUAUGUUCGUGAGUGUAAGAACCAGUAGUUUGAAGUAAAUCCGUUUUUUUUUAUUCCUCUUCUGUGUAUUUACUAAUGUAAUAGAGGGAAAAUACCGUGCUUCUCUGUGGUUGUGUUUUUUAUUAUUAAAGUGUAACCUUUGCUUCUGAGUGU
Messenger RNA from Ceratotherium simum simum (southern white rhinoceros), 1797 nucleotides. It is a transcript of the gene RSL1D1, whose product is annotated as ribosomal L1 domain containing 1. Lineage: Eukaryota; Metazoa; Chordata; Mammalia; Perissodactyla; Rhinocerotidae. The record is from RefSeq and is a predicted model, not a curated record.